Molecule: messenger RNA, 2818 nt
Organism: Cryptotermes secundus
Lineage: Eukaryota; Metazoa; Arthropoda; Insecta; Blattodea; Kalotermitidae
Product: tenascin-like
Exons: 13
Coding region: 14-1690 (558 amino acids)
Source: RefSeq, a predicted model, not a curated record
UCUUCAAGGUGUCAUGAUGAAAUAUAGAGCUGGUCUCUUCUGGUUGCUCAGCAUUGGAUCGUUGGUGAGCGGUUCUGGGAUGCUGCCAGGGCCCCCAUGCGAAGUUGCAGCACAAACAUGCUUCGAGCAUGCCACCUGCAGUACAGAAAUUAGAGCAUGCGUCUGUGAGGAAUUCUUCGUUAUGAGUGGCGACUGGACGAAAUGUCUUCCAGUGGCUGCUAUUCCAUACGAUUCUGCUUGUGAAGAGAACACCCAGUGUUCUGCCAGAAUGGGACAAGGGUCGAGCUGCCUGUCGGGGAAAUGCGCGUGCAAGGACGGUUUCCAUUACUUACAGGGAAUGUGCCACAAGAGCUCAGGAUAUGGCGAGCCAUGUAUUGUGGAUAAUGACUGUUAUGGGGCUUUCAGUUAUGAGUCGCUUUCUUGUGUGGAACAAAAAUGCGAUUGUUCCGAAGGCUACUACCUGGUAGGGCGCAGCUACUGCCGAAGAAUGGGCAACGUUGGAGAAGAAUGUGUGUUUGACAUGGACUGCCAGUUUGAAGCGGGCCACUGUGAGAGUAACAUUUGUGUCAAUACUGCCGAAGGAAGCCAGAACGUAUUGUCUUUUGUUGGCAAUUCAGUGUCUAACUACUCUACGGAGAUCACAACAGAAUCUCCGAAGAUAGAACUUGGAGAUGCUUGCGAAUUGCAUGAGGAAUGCACAGCUGCUAUAGAAAAUUCUGAAUGUUUCGCAAAUUUCUGCGUGUGCACACCCGGGUACUCAAAUUUUGAUGGCUCUUGUAAACCAGAUCUUGGUGGGACUUGUUCCGAGACAGGGGAUAUUGACUACAUAAGCAGAGCAGAGUGCAGGGGCAACAUACUGCGCUGCAAAGCUCCAUACAUUAUCACGCAAGACAACAGGGAGUGCAGAAUCGGCAGGCUUUACGGACUGCAGUGUCAAGUGCCCGAGCAGUGCAGGUUCAGUGGCGAACAUGCUAUAUGCACGGCUGUUGGUAACAGAAAUUUGUGCCAGUGUGCUGCUGGACACCGUUUCGUGGAUGAAAUCCAGCUCUGCUCGCCAAUCAAAGGGAUUGGAGAAGAGUGUGAAUAUCCAUAUGACUGCGUAGUGACCAGCGGGAAUGUGCAUUGUGUAGCGAACACAUGCACUUGCUUGGAAGGAUUCCACGUCACGAGGGGUGACUGCACUCCUGAUGUCAAAGCGCUGGGUGACCCUUGCCUGGACACGACAGACUGCACGAAUGCAAUCCCAUAUUCUUCCUGCAUCAGCAGCAAAUGCCAGUGUAGCAGCGGCUACUUUGAAGAUCCGACUGCAGACAAUGUGUGUGUCACAGUUGCUACAACACACGGAGAUGAUUGUCAGGAAGAUGUCCAGUGCCACGAGACACUUGGACAAGAUGGCGGUGCCUGUAUUGACGGCGCAUGCGCCUGCAAGGAAGAUUAUCACUUCCGAAGCGACUUCUGCAGGGAGAAGAGAGUGCUGGGCGAAGUUUGCGAACAAAACAGUCAGUGUUACUUGGAAUCCAAAGAACUGGACAGAGUUGAAUGUCGGAAUGGCAUUUGUCAGUGCGGCUACUCGUACACGCAGACACAGAAUCUAGAUUGUUCAUCUGGUGUCGGCAAUCAUAGCCCAUUUUUCGAGUUCAUUAUUGGAGCUUUGAUGUGGGCCCUUCUGAGAGAGACAAAGUGGAAGUAGGACACACGUGAUGGAUGGACAACCUUGAUCGAUUGAAGAAACGCCACUCUACAUAACAGUUGCAGCUACGACUGCAGGAAACGAAAUUCCACCAUGCAACAACAUUCACGCGAUUUGCAGACACGCUCCUUUAUCGACCGAAGACAUUGCAUGACGUCGCUUGCGACGUCAUGGGAUAUUCCUUACGACAUUUAAACGAGAGGCUUUACAGAAAACAACUGAAGUACUUGCAGAAAAUUUUAUUUAAAUUCAAAGUCUGGAUUCUAAUUUAAUUUUUAAAGAUAUAAGUUUUACUUAUAGGAAUUAAAUUAAAUGCCAUAAACAUUCUUAACUGCAGUAGAAUCAUAAUUUAAAAUUAAUUUGUAUUUUAUAAUCAAUAUAAAUGCCUCACUCUUGCGUCUGUAUGGAACACCAUAACAACUGAGUACUACAGGAACAAGAACAACUGAACUACAUGCAGUAACUAUUAGACUAUCUUGUUGGAAUACCUAGAAUUCUACCAGAAUAAGACUAGAAAGAAAUUAUAUGUUACACUCACAAUAAAAUACGGAAUACACAUUUGCUGGCUAAAUCCCUGAAGAGUAGACCUGGGAAUGGUAUGGUGAUUGUUAAAUUUUUACCCAGGUUACGUCUGUCCGUGUGUUCACUUCAUGCGAGGGUGACUAACCACACGAUAUUCUUAAAGUAGAAGGGUUAUGGGACAUCUAAAAACUUAAGAUUAAAACAUAUAGAACUGUAAUUUCCCUUUUGCUUUGUAUGCGAAAUUAUCCUCUCAUUCUAAGGGAAGACGAUACAUUCAGAGUGCCCAAGAUAAAGAUGCUGAAGAUGAUAUUUGAAUCUACCCUCCUCGGUAGUUGAUGUAACUGAGUGAUCAGCCUCAGGCCCCGUCUUAUUUACUCAGGAAAAGAAUCUUAUACCCGCGGAUAAGAAGCAAAAUCUGUCACAUAUUUGGUCUGGAUACUGUAAGGGAAGCAUUGAUUCCUGUCCGGGCAGUUAUUAGAGCUCUGGCCGCCCAGACCGUAGUCACUCACCCAAUUCGCGCAACUACAAAGACUCACUGGGAAUACUGGUUUAGUUCUAAUUAGCUACCUACCUACCUACCUACUGCGCCAUAGCUCAAGGGGUUAG